Darwinula stevensoni is the source of this 456-nucleotide messenger RNA. The record is from the annotation of a GenBank genome assembly. NCBI's taxonomy places the organism in Eukaryota, Metazoa, Arthropoda, Ostracoda, Podocopida, Darwinulidae.
AUGAAGAAGGCCAAGAGACUCACAGAGCUUCACAUUCCCACUGGUGACUCCACUCCUCCUGAAGCUGCCCGGAAGAUCGAAUUGAAAGAAGAAGAUACCAACCUAACAGUCCUUCAGACGAUGGAUCCGAUGGACAUCAGCACUCCUGGCAUCGGGGAUUGGACAGCGCUGCAGAUGCAUCCUAUAUGCAAGGAUGAGCCGUGUCUGACGGAUUUUGAGGGAUUCCCGUACAAGUUCGAAUUCGAGGAGUUCAACUCCCGCCAAACCUUCGUCAACGUGAAGCUUCAACUGAAGAUCGUGAACAGAAUGAAAGUCAACUGCUCGGGUCCCUGGAUGAACACGAGGAAUCCGAUCUGCUCGAACGCGAAGGACUACGAGGGAUUCUAUCAAGAAUACCGGUCGUUCGUCAGUUCUUUGGCAGAGACCGCCAGUAUCCGGUCAAUUGACCCAACAUGA